GCUAGCCUGCAGUACCCGAAGCCCAGAGUCACUCCCACACACUCCAUCUCCGACAACAUGAAGGUUCUGGCUUGUGUUGUCCUCGCCGUGCUGGUGGCUCUGGCCUCGGCCGAGGAGUCCCAGAAGGACAAGAGGUACGCGACUGGUACUUCCCUGGGAUACUCCGGCCUGGGCUACUCUGGCCUGGGCUACUCAGGCCUGGGCUACUCUGGUCUGGGAUACUCCGGUCUGGGCUACUCUGGCCUGGGCUACUCAGGCCUGGGGUACUCCGGCGUCCCCGCCGCCGGCUACGCUGGUCUGGGCUACUCCAGCCUGGGCUACUCCGGCCUGGGCUACUCAGGCCUGGGCUACGGACAUGGCCUGGGCUACUCCGGUCUGGGCUACGGGUACUCUGGCUACCGUGGGUAACCAACCAUCGCUUUGAAAGGCUUCUUCCUCCCAGAUACCACACUCACAGCUCUUCGAAACUCUUUCGCGCUACCCUCACCACCUGGAAACUACACUUUCAGCACCAGAGAAGAAAUGAAAGCACCAAUGUCACUGUACAGUUUCUGUUGAAAAUAAAUGAAAUAUUUCCUUUUUAA
Molecule: messenger RNA, 584 nt
Organism: Bacillus rossius redtenbacheri
Lineage: Eukaryota; Metazoa; Arthropoda; Insecta; Phasmatodea; Bacillidae
Product: cuticle protein 6.4-like
Exons: 2
Coding region: 58-408 (116 amino acids)
Cellular component (GO): extracellular matrix
Molecular function (GO): structural molecule activity
Source: RefSeq, a predicted model, not a curated record